This is a messenger RNA of Exaiptasia diaphana, 1274 nucleotides long. Its product is annotated as dehydrogenase/reductase SDR family member 12. NCBI's taxonomy places the organism in Eukaryota, Metazoa, Cnidaria, Anthozoa, Actiniaria, Aiptasiidae. The transcript is spliced from 4 exons. The coding region runs from base 25 to 981 and encodes 318 amino acids. The record is from RefSeq and is a predicted model, not a curated record.
AAUUUGACUUCCGUUCAAAACAACAUGUCGGUGUAUCGGUAUGGAGUUUGGUUCGUGAAAGGCCUUCGAGAAUACACUAAAACAGGCUAUGAAGCCGCACAGAAAUCGUUUAAACCUGAUGCCCUCGAUGUGGACAUAUCAAUCAGAUCAUUCAUGAUUACAGGAGCAAACAGCGGAGUCGGCAAAGCGGCUGCUCUCGAACUUGCCAAGAAAGGAGCCACAGUUCACAUGGUUUGUCGAGAUAAAACAAGAGGCGAGGAAGCUAAAAAUGAGAUARUAGAAAGUUCUGGUAACGAUAAAAUAUUGCUGCAUAUCCUAGAUAUGUCAGAGCCGCGRAGUGUUUGCCAAUUUGCCCGUGAUUUCGCGGCGUCAGAGAAGCCUCUUCAUGUUYUAGUGAACAAUGCUGGCUGCAUGGUCAAUUCUAGAGAGGUUAACRAUAAUGGCCUUGAGAAGAACUUUGCUACAAACACUCUUGGGACUUAUAUUUUGACCAAAGAGUUGAUCCCUUGUUUGUCGAAGCAGGAAUCUCCACGAGUGGUAACMGUCUCUUCAGGUGGAAUGCUGCUUGUAAAACUGGACAACAGCGAUUUGCAGUCAGAAAAAAUGAGCAAAUUUGAUGGCUCGUUAGUUUAUUCACAGAAUAAACGACAGCAGGUUGUCAUAACAGAGAGAUGGGCAGAGAAAYACCCUAACAUAUACUUUGCUACCAUGCACCCAGGUUGGGCUGAUACSCCAGCUGUGCGCACAUCACUGCCCGAUUUCUACAACCGAACCAARCAUCUGUUAAGAUCACCAGAGCAAGGUGCCGAUACCAUUGUAUGGUUGUGCAUUUCUACACAUGUAUCCCAGCAUCCCAAUGGGUCAUUCUUCCAGGACAGARGCCCAGUCCCAAAGCAUCUACCAUUAGCUUGGACAAAAUCUUCUUUAGCUGAAGAUAAUAAACUUAUAGAGUUGCUGGAUGCAAUGGUUUUGAAAUUUUAGGCAAUCUUUGAUUUAGACAAUUAAUAUGGCCCACUUUCAUCAGACUGAGACUGAUUUGGACUCAAGGGACCCUACAUGUACUUCCUUUUGCCAGAGAAAAUUGUCMAGUCCAGAACAUAUUUGUUCAACUCCUUAAUCUUGUUUCUACUAAUGUCAAGUAUGAUUAACAACAUUUAUGCAGGGGAAGUGAUUUGGUAAAAUAUUUUAAAUCUAAAGGCUGAUUUACACGGCACGAUUGUCUCGUGCUAUUUGUAGUAUACGACUUGAAUCGCGCAGUGUAAAUGCCCCUACGA